Molecule: messenger RNA, 1283 nt
Organism: Paralichthys olivaceus (Japanese flounder)
Lineage: Eukaryota; Metazoa; Chordata; Actinopteri; Pleuronectiformes; Paralichthyidae
Product: zona pellucida sperm-binding protein 3-like
Source: RefSeq, a predicted model, not a curated record
GUGUUUCAAAAAAACAGUGAACGUUAGACACCACAACAUGAUGUCAACCAUCAGAGUGCUCCUCUGGCUGUUCUGCGGAGCAGCAGCUCGGGACAUAAACAGGAACAUGCAAUCUGCAGACCAGAGACCACAUCAACCAGUAGUCCAACAACCAGCAGCUGUUCAACAGGAGAAGCAGUCUUUCCAUGAACCGUUGACUUGGAAGUUUCCAGAACCACCAGCUGAAGAAGAGCCUCAGUACCCUCCAGAUUUUCAGCUGAAGACUCCAACUGCAGUCGAAACUGUCAGCGCCACCUGCGGGGAGGAGUAUGUGCGGGUGGAGGUCAAGAAAGACCUGCUGGGAAUCGGUAAACCUGUCCUGCCUGCAGACGUCUCACUGGGAGGGUGUCCUGCCACAGGGGAGGAUGCAAACACUCAGGUCCUGGUGUUUGAAUCAGAGCUGCAUGGAUGUGGCAGCCAGCUACUGAUGUCAGAGGACUCGUUCAUCUACAUCUUCACACUGAUCUACACCCCCAGUCCUCUGGGCAACAGUCCAAUCAUCCGAACCAGAGACGUCUCAGUCAGCAUCCAGUGUCACUACCAGAGGAAGCAUGGCGUGAGCAGCGGGCUGAUGAGGCCGACCUGGACUCCAUUUAGUGACACUAAAUCUGCUGAGGAAAGUCUCUACUUCUCCCUUAAACUCAUGACUGAUGAUUGGCUGUACCCUCGUCCAUCCACUCAGUUCCUGCUGGGAGACAUGAUGAAUUUUGAAGUUUCAGUACAACAGUUUCACCACCUCCCUCUCCGAGUGUUUGUGGACAGCUGUGUGGCCACCGUGGUCCCAAACAUUGACACUGUCCCUCGAUACCUCUUCAUGGGAAACAAAGGGUGUCUGUUUGACAGUCAGCUGACCGGCUCCAGCUCUCGGUUUCUACCUCGGACUCAGAGCGACAGACUGCAGUUUGAGGUUGAGGCGUUCAAGUUCCAGCAGGACCACAGUGGCGUGAUCUACAUCACCUGCAGUCUGAAAGCCACGGCUGCUACUGCAGCUGUUGAUGCAACCAACAAAGCCUGUUCAUUCUCCAACAGGUGGUCGGAGGCCAGUGGAAGCCAUCAAGCCUGUUCAUGCUGUGAUUCAGACUGUGGGACAAGAGGCCAGAGUCAGCUGACCGGAGCAAGUCCUCUGUGGGAACAGGAAACAGCUUUUGGACCGAUCGUAGUGAAGGACAAACCUCUACGCUGAGAAAUAAAAUGAAAAGUAACUUGAAUGAAAUUACUGAUUAAAGCUUUUUACCUCUGAUGGA